Molecule: messenger RNA, 5766 nt
Organism: Rhododendron vialii
Lineage: Eukaryota; Viridiplantae; Streptophyta; Magnoliopsida; Ericales; Ericaceae
Product: transcription termination factor MTERF15, mitochondrial-like
Exons: 2
Coding region: 289-1536 (415 amino acids)
Biological process (GO): chloroplast organization; regulation of DNA-templated transcription
Cellular component (GO): chloroplast
Molecular function (GO): double-stranded DNA binding
Source: RefSeq, a predicted model, not a curated record
AUAAACUCAUUACCCCAAGGGGAAGGGUUCCGGUUGGGUAUGUUUAGCAACGAGAUAAACUUUCUUACGGAUUGUAUAGUAACUCCAUAGAUUUUUACAUUUCCUCCCUUCUCCUUCACUGCAAACAAACCCGAACUCUACGAUGGCAAUUGUACCCCAAUUUCCCUCUAGACUUCAUUAGUACGCAGUGAAUUCAAGAUUCUAGCCUCCAGGACCACAGAUUGAGAAAUCCCAGUGACUUAUUACAAGCACAGUGAGUUCUCCUAUUCUCCACUCUACUGUGUCACUAUGUUUUUUGCAUUUCUUGAUAUCAAACUGUUCCCAAUCAACAAGGCUGUAGUAUAUUCAACACCCCCACUUUUUUUCCUCCACACCAAGCCAUUGUUUCUCAGACCCAUUUCCUCAGUCCCACUCUGUAGUAGCCUGACAAACACAAGUGGGUUGUAUCCACAGACUGAUUUGUCUCCGGUAACUUUAACUAAAUCCACUUCGUCAAAUCAAGAUUCAUAUGUUGUCUCCUACCUCAUAGAUUCAUGUGGGUUGUCGCCAGAAAUUGCUAUUUCUGCUUCUAAGAAGUUGGAAUUUGAAACCCCAGAAAGGCCAGACUCCGUGCUUAACCUUCUUAGAACCUAUGGAUUUACAGAUACCCAGAUUUCCAAGCUUGUGCGGAAACAACCAAAGCUGCUUUUAGCCAACUCUGAGAAAACCCUUUUGCCCAAACUCGAGUUUUAUCAGACCUUUGGUGUUUCAAGAUCUGACCUUUUAAGAGUUCUUUCUGGAGAUGCAAACAUGUUGUUAAGAAGCUUAGAGAAUCACAUCAUACCUUCCUACAAUUUCUUAAAGUCUGUGCUGAAAUCUGAUAAAAAGGUGCUUUAUGCCAUGAAGCGCACAUCAUGGAAUGUUUCAGCAGAUUAUACGAAUUAUGUUGCUCCAAAUAUUGCUGUUUUGAGGGGAUUUGAUGUGCCCGAAUCAAAGAUUGGGUUGUUAUUGACUCAUCACCCUGAGGCUAUAUUGAAAAAGCCUGAGCACUUUAAGGAAAUUGUUAACAUGGUUAAGGAAAUGGGGUUUGACCCUUCUAAAUCGACAUUUCUGCAAGCAGUGCAUGCCAUAGGGAAGAGUAACAAGGCCAUUUGGGAUCGAUGCUGUGAAUCAUUUGGGAAGUGGGGUUGGUCUAGGGAUGAGAUUCUCUCGGCAUUCAAGAAGCAACCACAUUGUAUGAUUCUAUCAGAGAAGAAGAUUGCAAGAGGAAUGGACUUCAUUGUGAACAAGAUGGGGUGGUAUUCCAAAGACGUUGCAAGAAAUCCUACGAUUCUGCUUUAUAGCUUGGAAAAGAGGAUUGUCCCGAGGUGCUUGGUUAUUCAAGUCUUGUCAUCGAAGGGCUUGCUAGAGAAAGAUUUGAACUUGAGUACAAUAUUGAUGCCACCAGAGAAGAGGUUCUUGGAGAGGUUUGUGAUUAGUUAUGAGAAGGAAGUUCCUCACCUGUUGGGUGUAUAUCAAAGGAAGGUGGAUAUUCUGGACUCUGGAGUUAUAAAUUGAACAGCGAUGGGUUCCUGUUACCAAUUGUAAACCCCAAAAGCAAAGAGUUGUAGUUUGCAAACAGGAGAAUCAGAAUAUGAAGCACAGGGAAAGCUAAGCAUCACUGCCCCUCUAUUCCGGUGAGUUUCUUCCCCUUAUUGCACGGGUUUUUUGUUACCAUCGUUGAAACACUGUUUGCUUUCCUUCUCUACAGAACCCAUUUCGAAUUCAAUAUGGUUCUCUUUCGAAUUCAAAUGAUUCUUUUCUUUUGUAUUCCCUGAAAAUUGAAUAAACCAAACCAAACCAAAUUGAGCCUUAUGUCCCAAUCACUUGGGGUUGGUUACAUGAAUCCUUUUCUUCCAUUGAGCUCUGUCAAGGGCCACUUGUUCACACAAACCCAUUAUACUGAUAUCUUUGCGCUUCACAGCAUCUAAUGUCAAUUUAGGUCUACCCCUGCCCGUAGCAUUGCUACCCAAAACUAUCAUAUCCGCUCUCUUAACUACUGCAUCCCUGAAAAUUGAACAAGUACCAAAAAAUUUAGAGCUUCUCGUACCAAAAAAUUUAGAGCUUCUCAGAACCCUCUGGAACUGUGGAUUCCCUAGCACCCACAUCUCCAAACAGGUCAAUGCAUACCCAAAGGUCGUUUCUUGAGAUCCACUGAAGAGUUGUUUCAUUCAAUAGGUUUAUCGCCUACGGACCUUCCAAGAACUAUCUGGGCAUCCAAUAGAAGCUUAGAAAAGCAGCUCAUGCUGCUCAUCCCUUGUUAUAAUUUCCUGAAGAGUGUACCUUCAACCGAUGAAAAUGUCGUUAAAGUCUUAAUGCAUAGUUGCAGCAUUCCUAGGCACAGCGUGGAAAAAAAGAUUGCCCCAAAUAUAUAGUGGCCUUGAGAGGAGCAGGGGCACCUGAGUCCAUUAUCUUGUGUACGCUGUAUUGUUCCCCUGGCACACUGACUCAUAGGAGUCAAAAAUUUCAAGAAAGUGUCAGCAGGGGUAUCAGAAUGGGGUGUGAGCCGGGUAGUACGACAUUCAUUUACGUCGUCCAAGUGUUGUGUGAAAUGCAUGACUCAACAGGGGAAAAAAAACAUGGGACCCGGAAUUUGAUGUACGCAUUUUGAUGUUUUCCGGAGAUGGGGUAAUGAUAAUAUUAUGGUGGCAUUCUGAUAGCACCUGUUUUGUAUGUAUUUCUGAAGGGAGAAGUUAUGGGAACAAUAGGUUUUCAAGUGGAAAAUUUGGGUUGGCAGCUCUGAAUUGUUCCCAGAUAACUGCCCGAGCUCUUCUACAAUCUGGAGAAGAGGAUCAUCCAUGAUGCAGGUUGAUUAAAAUACUAAUGGAAAACAGAACUACUAUUUUACUACGCAGUGAGAAAUGCUUCUUGGAUAAGUUUGCGAAGAAUUGGUGGUCUGAUGGAUUUUUAACUGAUUCUGGAACCGAUAUUCGGAUACAAGACAUGAAAAGAGCUGAAAACUUUUCGCAUUUAAAUCUUGUAUGAAUGUUAGUUUAACGCAUCCAUUUGACUGAACUUUUAGUUUUUCCUUGCAUCACUGUUUUCUCUGGUUCCUGCCAGGGGAGUUUUGAGCCUUCUUUGGAAAAGCUAUCCUUUCUCUUAGCCUUAUUUGUAGUGUGAGUUUGGACAGUGGUAAAGGAAUGUUUCUGCAAUUUAUGCUCGGACGAAUUAUUCUUUGGACCAGCUCCAGUUCAAUUCUCAUUCGCCUUGAAAAAUGCAAAAUUAGUUUUAGUUCAUUAAGUAUGAGCAUUGUUACAAAUACAGAUGUCCAAAUGAAAAUGCGUCUUGAAUGGUUCGAUGCACAUAAGUUCCACACGAUCCAUAUAAAAUUCACUCUUUCAACAGCUCUAGAUCUUGACAUAUCAGUGUCAAGAUAUGUUCCGGACACCUGCGUUUUAAAGUAUUUUCUAAUUUCACAUUGUUUCUCCACUCAUCUAUUUUGAGACGUCCCCAAUGUUUGUUUAAGUCUUCUGUACAAACCUUUUUCAUUGUCCCUUCUUUGCAAGUGGAAUGUCAAUCAAGUAGUAGGCAUCAUGUACUUUCUAUGCACUUGAUAGAGAUUUAAGAUUCACUCAUUAAGACUAACAAUGCUGACUUUCCCUGAGAAAAAAAAAUCCCUCCUUUCGUUAUGUAGCAAAUAAACUCUAACUCUGUCUUGGGGUGAUAAACGAGCUGAACAAUAUUGGGUAAUCAAGCUUGGUUUAAAUAUUUAACGAGUUUUUAAAAAAUGUUCAAAAUUAGCAUGUUUAUGAAAUGCGCAGAUUUCAAAUGAGCUUUAAUCAAACCGAACACAAGUUGAUCACGAGUAACUUGAGUUUUUUUACAUCAUAAGCCGAACAAGUUAAGUAAUAGCUUCUUUGAGCUCUGUAUGAGAUUUUAAGGAGCUUUACAAAAUGUUCAAGCUAAUUUUUUUUGUAUAAUAAAUACUCCUAUAUGUUUUUUUAGUGGAAGAAUAAAAAAAACUUCAAUGAUGAUAAUAAAAAUUACUACAACCUACUGUGUGUAUUUAAUACAAUUAAUAAAGACAAGAUUAAUAAAAAUUACUACAACCUACUGUGUGUAUUUAAUACAAUUAAUAAAGACAAGAUAAAUAAAUAAUAAAGAGACCUUAAGAAAGUUUUUAAUAAUCGAACUCGAAAUCAAGUAACUUGAAUCGUUCCGCGGCUCUUGGCUAUGUCGACCUCAUUAGUGUGGUCAGCGGUCGGGUCCGGAUUACCGUUUAAAACCACCAAAAUCCAAACCCGGUGACAAAUUGAUACUAUCAGCCGAUACGGGUUCAACAACAGCUACUCCUUUUCCCAGCUUGUCACUGCACAGCUUUCCGCCGAUGAAGAAGCACGACCUUUCAAGAUAAGUUUUCCAGGGCCACAGAUCGAGAAAUCCCAGUAACUUGCAAGGUAAAGUUGAGCUCUUCUCUUCUCCACUCUACCAUCGGCAACUAUGCCCUCUGCGCUUCAUAGUAUGAAACUUGUCCAAAUCAAGAAGACGGUAGUAUAUUCAAUACCCCCACUUGUUUUCCUCCACACCAGGCCAUUGUUUCUCAGACCCAUUUCCUUAGUCCCACUCUGUAGCCUUACAAUCUCACGUGGGACUGAUUUGUCUCCGGCAACUCUAACUAAAUCCACUUCGUCAAAUGGAAAUUCCUAUGUUGUCGCCUACCUCAUAGACUCUUGUGGGUUGUCACCAGAAGGUGCUAUUUCUGCUUUUAAGAAGUUAGAAUUUGAUACCAGAGAGAGACAAGACUCCGUGUUCGAUGUAUUUAGAACCAGAGAAAGACCAGACUCCGUGCUUGACCUAUUUAGAACCUAUGGAUUUACAGAGACCCAGAUUUCCAAGCUUGUGCGGAAGCGACCAAAGCUGCUUUUAGCCGAUCCUAAGAAAACCCUUUUGCCCAAACUCUGAGUAUUUUUGGACCUUUGGUAUUUCAAGAUCUGACCUUGCAAGAAUUCUUUCUGGACCCCAGUCAUCUUUGGAAGAAGCUUAGGGAAUCACAUCAUACCUUCCUAUAAUUUCCUAAAGCCUGUGCUUCAAUCUGAUAAAAAGGUGCUCUGUGCCAUGAAUACCACGUCAUGGAAGCUUUCGGCGGAUUAUACAAAACAUGUAGUUCCAAAUCUUGCUGUUUUGAGGGAAUUUAAAGUGCCCAAAUCGAGUAUUGGAUUGUUAUUUGCUAAUCCUGCCUCUGUAUUGAAAAAGCAUGAGCAGUUUAAGGAAAUGGUUAACAUGGUAAAGGAGAUGGGGUUCGAACCUUCUAAAUCGACAUUUGUGCUAGCGUUGCAUGCCAUUUCAGGGAAGGGUAACAACUCCAUUUGGGAUCGAUGCUAUGAAUCAUAUGGGAAGUGGGGUUGGUCCAAGGAUGAGAUUCUCUCGGCAUUCAAGAAGCAACCACAAUGUAUGGUUCUGUCGGAGAAGAAGAUUGCAAGAGUAAUGGACUUCCUUGUGAACAAGAUGGGGCGGCAUUCCAAAUCCAUUGCAAAUUAUCCUACAAUUAUGCUUCUGAGCUUGGAAAAGAUGAUUGCCCCGAGGUGCUUGGUUAUUCAAGUCUUAUUAUCGAAGGGCUUGCUCAAGAAAGAUUUGAGCUUGAGUACGAUAAUGACGCCACCGGAGAAGUGGUUCUUGGGUAGGUAUGUGAUUAGAUAUGAAAAGGAAGUUCCUCAACUAUUGAGUGUAUAUGAAAGAAAGGUGGAUGUUCUGGAUGUUAUAAAUUGAACAGCGAUGGGUAAAAUUUUGAAGCAAAUUUGCUUUUUCCCA